AUGGCUGCUCCGGAUCACCAGUGCAAAAGGAAGCAGUCACUUGGCGAAGAAUAUUGCGACUUGAUUAUGACUGAUUGGCGGUCCCUGGGCAGCUUCUAUCAGCAGGGUGCUGCUACUAGCGGCUCGCCGGCUUCACCUUGCGAUCUUCUUCUGGAAUGCCGACCAUCUGCACAUGUCAACAAGAAUGCAGGAUCCGUCACAAUCCGGUUCUUGUCAACACGCUUUGCGUGCUUGACACCCGAGGUUCCUGGUCGGAUACAACAGCAACGACAAACGCGACCUCCGUGUAGACUUCUUGCGAUAUUGUUGGCGGUUCAGGCUGCCCUCUCUCUUCGAGCUGUAGCCGUAUUUGUAUGUAGGCGUAUUCGCCUUCAGCGCAUGUAUGAGCUUGUCACAGGCACGUCUUCCCGCGAUAUGCUCGAAAGUAUGUCGGCGGGUGUCGAUCGAGCGCGAUCUGAAGAAAACCAAGCACAUGCAGUUGUUCCAACCAGUCCUGCGGCCUCAUUAGCAAAUACUGAUGAGGCACCAGUGCUUCACAGUGGCGAAUACGAAGUCAACAGCACUACUCAUCCAAGGAGGCACCCCGAGUUCAGAAACACUAACAUCGAGGAGACAAAGGAGAGACGGGAGAUAGAAGACGACGGCAAUGUAUCAUGUGAUGAAAAGGCGAACGGAAUGGCAUGCUUAUUUUGCCAGGGCAAAUGUCGUGGCCCAACGGCAACGGCCUGCGGCCACAUCUACUGUUGGAGAUGUAUCACUCGAUGGAUACUGCAACAACAACGUGACCAGACUGCAGCCGCGUGUCCCGUCUGCAGGGCUGCGUGCCCUCCUCAAGACUUAGUGCUGCUGCGGCACUACCGGCCUUCAAAGGGCUUGCUAUCCACACAGCCACACAGUUUCAGGUCCCCCUUCUGAAACCCCCAGAUCAGAGGGAAAGAGCUUGUUGUUGCUGUCGCCGGCGACAGCAACUGUCUGUGGAAUUGCCUGAAGUAGAAUGGUCUCCAAAGAAAAAGACAAACCCCGACGAACUUCACAUAGCUUGCAGGACGACGAAAAUGUACCACUGUUCUUGGGCUGAUAGACUCUGUACCUUCAUAAGUACAGUGAAGAAUGAAAUGACUGGCAAUCCGUACAAGUGCACCACUCGGAUUCUUCUCGUGCAACUUUUAAACAACUGUAUACCAUGAAUUGACUACGCAGUCGCUGCGACGAGGGCUACAGAAUAUACCAGGCUUAUCCAGUCU
Messenger RNA from Toxoplasma gondii ME49, 1244 nucleotides. Its product is annotated as zinc finger, C3HC4 type (RING finger) domain-containing protein. Gene Ontology annotation, cellular component: peroxisomal membrane. Gene Ontology annotation, molecular function: zinc ion binding. Lineage: Eukaryota; Apicomplexa; Conoidasida; Eucoccidiorida; Sarcocystidae. Bases 1 to 915 code for a protein of 304 amino acids. The transcript is spliced from 7 exons. The record is from RefSeq and is a predicted model, not a curated record. Gene Ontology annotation, biological process: protein import into peroxisome matrix.